Orbilia oligospora ATCC 24927 is the source of this 399-nucleotide messenger RNA. RefSeq lists its product as uncharacterized. The coding region runs from base 1 to 399 and encodes 132 amino acids. Lineage: Eukaryota; Fungi; Ascomycota; Orbiliomycetes; Orbiliales; Orbiliaceae. The transcript has 3 exons. The record is from RefSeq and is a predicted model, not a curated record.
AUGAUCAUGCCCUCUUCGUCACUAGCAGUACCCACCGACCCGCUUUCUAAUUCUUGGAAUUACGUGGUCGAUGUUAGAACGCUGGACCGCGUAUCGGAAAUCCUCGAAACCAGAGUCCGUCUUACAAAACUAGAGGGAGAAGCGAUAUUUACGGAAUUAACCCUUGUUCAACAACAAAUUGAUGAGGUAUUGAAGUCUAUCGAAGGGAUGAAAGGUGGGGGGAAAGAGUGGUUGGAAGUUGCGGAGGGAGCGUUUGGGGAGUUGACGAGGAUGCAGUUGGAGGUUGAGGAGAAGGUUAGGAGGAUGGGGAGGAUUAUGGAUGGGAUGGAUGAGUUGGGGAUGGAGUUGGAUUUGUGGUUGAGGUAUCAAUCGACGAAUCGGAAUUAUAAACCUCGAUAG